This is a messenger RNA of Bursaphelenchus xylophilus (pine wood nematode), 2894 nucleotides long. The record is from the annotation of a GenBank genome assembly. Lineage: Eukaryota; Metazoa; Nematoda; Chromadorea; Rhabditida; Aphelenchoididae.
AUGGAGGUGACGGGACAUGCUAAUAUAUCACGAACGAAGGGAACCUGGACGCCAAAUCGCCAUCGUGUCAGGUAAGGAUCGCAAAUUUGAGGGGUUUAGAGGGAUUUUUUGGCUUUUUUCGGUUUUAUUGGAUCUUAUCCUUGUUUUUCUGGAAGUUUCACAGGUUGUAUCAGGUGCGAGAAGGAGUCUGCGGACAACUUUUGCGGAUUUAAUCGAGUUUUCUGCGAUUUCUUCCAGUUUUUGAAUAUGAUCCUAGUUGAUGUCUAGUUUAAUAUCGUCCUAUGUGUAAGGAGUUGUUUUUUGCUUCGCAAAAAUGUAAGAGACUUUUAGGUGAUUUUAAGGAUAACUUGGCCGAGAUUUACAGUUAUUUUUGAAAUUGUAUGUUAUCUAUGGCCGAAAAACAAAGGAAACAAAAAUUGAAAGGUUAUAGAAGGAAUAAGAUCGAUAUUUCUGCUCAGCGGCUAUAUUAUACAAUUUUGCACAAGAAACCAGCCGGACAGACCAAAAUUUAGACGUAUUCUCCAUUUUUUUUAAAUAUUAUACUUGCUCUGACACCUAAAAUAAUUUCAGGUUUCAAGAUGAACAGCAAGAAGGAGGUUGUUGGGCCUGGUUUGUGGAUAAGUGUGAUGCCUUCCGUUCGGUGCUUUCUAACACAUUCUGCGCCUGCUUUGAGGCCAUCCCAUCGAUUGGGCUCAUGAUCUUGGCAUUGAUCCUGCUCUUCAUUCUGCUUGGUUCCAUUCCAUUGGCAGUCUUUCUGACCUACAUGGCACCAGAAGCGCAGUUGUCCGAACCUCCAACACAAAGUGUGCCCAUGAUUCGACCGACGAAUUCGGUCUGGCCAGCCGAAUUUGACAGUUUAUUUGAUGACGCGCAGAUUAUAAGGUCAAGUAGUCUGGUGCCGAAGAACAUUUCCAGUUGCACUGGGUUUGGAUUUGCUUGUACGAGCCAUCCGGUGAGUAUUUUUGAUUUUCUUUGUUGGUUUUUAGAUACUUCUUAUAUUCCACUUGAAAUCCAAAGAAAAUCUUCAUGUUUCUUCUCUUUAGGACAUGGUUAUUGGCACGCAUCAACGUUGUGAUGGUUAUACUGACUGCCCUGAUGGUUCGGAUGAAUACGAUUGCCGAGGUAAAGGGUUUAUUUCCGUUUUUAUCUGAUUUUAGAAUGCCACACCAGCUUCUCAUGCGCUGUUUAUGGAUCAUCUAACCGCAAAGUCUGUCUUCGAGGAGAUGCAUUGUGCGAUGGGCAUUACCAGUGUGCGAACAAUGAGGAUGAACACAUGUUCUGCUGUAAGCUUACGUAAUUUCUGUUUUUAAUCAUGGAUAAUAUGAAUUUUGCUGAUUAAGGUCUCGAAAAUAGGUAUAAUUCGAUUUCUUUUGCAGCCCGAACUUGCGAAAACACAGAGUACGAGUGUGCCAGUAAAGAUCGAUGCAUUCCGAACGAGUUCAAAUGCGAUGGAGAUGCUCAUUGCCCUGACGAAGACGAUGAAAAGAGUUGUUCAGCAUGCAACAAUGGCGCCAAAUUGUGUGCUCCCACGGGAGUGUGCCUUCCGAAAUGGAAAUUGUGCAACGGAGUCGUGGAUUGCCCCGAUUUCAGCGAUGAACUGGCAAGUAUAAUAUAUUUUCUUUUUUGUUAUUUAGGUGUUUUGCGUCUUCUUGAGGUAUAAUGGAAGAUUGUUUGUAGGAAUGCGACUGCAGAAGUUGCUCCGGAUCCGACAAGGCACUUUGUAAUGGCGAACAGAAGAUGUGCAUCAAGAAGUCCGAAGUUUGCGAUAACAUUCAACAUUGUCCCAGAGGAGAAGAUGAACAAAAGUGCCCUGGAUCGUGCUCUGCCUCCAGGACCUUGGACGAGUUUGUUGAUCGAGUUCGACGACAGACCGCGUCCAAAAAAGGUAAUUUUUUAUGUUAUACUAGACAUUUUUUUGAAAUUUAGGUGGCUUUUGACCUGUUUAUUCCUUCACAGAAGGAUUAAUGUAUAUUACUUUAGUCCGAAAGGUCCGAGAUAUCGAAGGAAGCGAAAUCGAGUUCUCAGGAAGCGGAUCGGGAUCAGGGGAAGCAAGCGGAGAAGGAAAUGAGUCGGCUGAAACGUCAGAAGAGUACAAACAAGCUCGAUUCCGGGAUACCGAUGGCACCGAAUUCCGCCAAGAAGAUUUCGAACCAGCUCCGACGGAAGUGGUCGCUAUGGAAAUGAUUACGUGCGCGGAUAACAAAACCUAUAACUGGAAGUACGCCUGCUCCGGACAUUUCCCACAAUGCGAUGGAAAAUGCAAAACGUGCAAUGAGGAAUUGGCUUUCACCUGUAAAACCGGCGACAGAUGCAUUCAUCGAGGAUAUGUAAGAUUUUUUAUAUUGUACUUGAUGUUUAGGCAAGGAAGACCAAUAACUUUGGAUGUGACACAUAUUUGAUGACGGAAUGAAGCUAAAUCUUUCUUAUUUGGCUCGUUUCAGGUCUGUGACGGUACCUCGCAAUGUGAAGACGGAUCGGAUGAAAAAGAUUGCACUUGCCCACCGAAUUCGUUGACUUGUCAAAUGCCUUCCAUGGACGGGAAAAAGAAGUGUCUCGCCGAUUCACAACGCUGCGAUGGCUUCAGAGACUGUCCGGAUGGCGGGGAUGAGAAGAACUGCGAAGAGUGCGCCGGAUCCGCCAUCCUUUGCAAAGCCGAUAAGAAGUGCAUUCCGUCGAUUGCACGGUGCGACGGAGUUGAACAAUGCACGGAUGGACAAGAUGAAGCCAAUUGCACUUGUGCCGAAUGCCAACUCCAUCCCUACUCGAUGUAUAUGUGCGAACGGGGAGAGCGCUGCUUCCGAACCGGUCAAGUUUGCGCUCCAUACACGAGGUGCCCGGAUCCGACCAAGAUGGAUAAAUUAUACUGUGCGACGAGGAAUCGGCCUUACUUCUAG